GAACUUGGACUCUGCUGCUGGAUUUUGUAUGGAUUUUUUUCAACCUUUGGGAGGACAGACCCGGGCGUCCGCCCCUAGACCGCACUGAGCGACCGAAGCGGGUGGGGGGAAACGUCGCCAGAGGCUGCCGGCAGAGAUGGCCGAGAAUUGGAAGAACUGCUUCGAAGAGGAGCUCAUCUGCCCUAUUUGCCUGCACGUCUUCGUGGAGCCGGUCCAGCUGCCCUGCAAGCACAACUUCUGCCGGGGCUGCAUCGGGGAGGCGUGGGCCAAGGAGUCGGGCUUGGUGCGGUGCCCGGAGUGCAACCAGGCCUAUAACCAGAAGCCCAACCUGGAGAAGAACCUGAAGCUCACCAAUAUCGUGGAGAAGUUCAACUCCCUCAACCUGGAGAAGCCCCCCUCCGUCUUGCACUGCGUCUUUUGCCGCCGGGGCCCGCCGCUGCCGGCCCAGAAGAUCUGUUUGAGGUGCGAGGCCCCGUGUUGCCAGUCCCACGUCCAGACCCACCUGCAGCAACCCUCCACGGCCCGGGGCCAUCUCCUGGUGGAGGCAGACGACGUGCGGGCCUGGAGCUGCCCCCAGCACAACGCCUACCGCCUGUACCACUGCGAGGCCGAGCAGGUGGCCGUCUGCCAGUUCUGCUGCUACUAUAGCGGGGCCCACCAGGGACACUCGGUCUGCGACGUGGAGAUCCGCCGCAAUGAGAUCAGG
This is a messenger RNA of Leptosomus discolor (cuckoo roller), 706 nucleotides long. NCBI's taxonomy places the organism in Eukaryota, Metazoa, Chordata, Aves, Leptosomiformes, Leptosomidae. The record is from RefSeq and is a predicted model, not a curated record.